AUGUAUUCCAACAGUGCAGACAACCGUUCGUAUUACGAAAGUAUUUACGGAGAAAGAAGAUCUAUUCUAUCCUGUGAUUGUACGAAUUAUCGCUCUAUAGCGCCUCCGAGGCGGAUGAUCACGCAACCUCUGCCUGAACCAGCAGGAGAAGGAGGAUUCUUAGGUAAUGGCUAUUUACCUCCCGGAAUGCUCAACAAUCCCACAAACAUCUGUAAUGCAUCACCCAGAUCAAAUGAAGCAGCGGCAGCAGCAGCAGCAGCGGCAGCAGCGAAAGCAGAAGAAGAACUUGAAGGAAUCAAUUGUUCUCCAUGCUGUGACAACGACAAUAUAAGGAGAACAUUCCGAGGGAUUGCUUUAGGACAAAUCCUAUCAAUAUGCUUAUGUGGUACAGGAGUUUCAAGUCAAUUACUCUCAAACAAGGGAGUUAAUGCUCCGGCUGCUCAAAGCUUUACUAACUAUUUCUUACUUUGCUUUGUUUAUUGUACAGCCCUUUCUUGUAAGUCUGGAGAUGAUAGUUUAUUAGAAAUUAUUAAAAGAAGAGGUUGGAGAUACUUAGUAUUGGCAUUUAUUGAUGUUGAAGCUAAUUUUAUGGUAGUUUAUGCCUAUCAAUUCACAAACUUAACUAGUGUACAAAUAUUGGAUUGUUCCACGAUUCCAACAGUCCUUCUUCUCUCAUGGCUCUUCCUCUCCGUCAGAUAUCUCAUAACUCAUAUUAUAGGUGUUUGUUUAUGUCUUUUGGGAAUAGCCAUUCUUAUAUGGGCCGAUAUGUUAGACGGAAAAGGAACUAUUGGAGGUUCAAGCCAUUUACUAGGAGACGGCUUGUGUCUUGGUGGAGCUCUGUUAUACGCAGUUUCCAAUGUUUGUCAAGAAUUUCUUGUAAAACAGUACAAUCGAGUGGAAUAUUUGGGUAUGAUUGGCUUGUUUGGAAGUCUUAUUUCCGGAAUUCAACUAGCCAUACUAGAGCACAAGAACUUAUCAAAAGUCGAUUGGAAUUUAUCAACAAUCGGCUGUUUUGCCAUAUUUGGCUUUUCCAUGUUUAUAUUCUAUUCUCUGGUCAGUUAUGUUUUGCAAAAGACAUCAGCCUUGAUGCUCAACUUGGCAACACUGACAGCUGAUUUCUAUUCUUUCCUCUUUGGGAUCUUUCUCUUCAAGUAUAGUUUUAAUUCUUUGUAUUUCGUUUCUUAUAUAGUCGUCAUUAUCGGAUCCAUCAUGUAUUCUUUGAAGAAAACAGAGAUAAGAGACGCGGAUGAACCAAGACGAGUCUGUCCUUGUCUGUUUCUCUGUUGUUGCUGCUGUGAGUGUUGCUUCGAGGAUGGUGAAAGUACAGAAGGCUCUUUAAACAUUUCUCCCUUAUCAUCUGCUACACAUUCUUGUCCUAUGCACGGCAAUUCCACUUCACAAAGUAUUCGUUUAAGUGACUUCUCACGAUCAUAG
Messenger RNA from Auanema sp. JU1783, 1434 nucleotides. The record is from the annotation of a GenBank genome assembly. Lineage: Eukaryota; Metazoa; Nematoda; Chromadorea; Rhabditida; Rhabditidae.